This is a messenger RNA of Rhipicephalus sanguineus (brown dog tick), 915 nucleotides long. Its product is annotated as myb/SANT-like DNA-binding domain-containing protein 3. The transcript is spliced from 3 exons. The coding region runs from base 1 to 915 and encodes 304 amino acids. The record is from RefSeq and is a predicted model, not a curated record. NCBI's taxonomy places the organism in Eukaryota, Metazoa, Arthropoda, Arachnida, Ixodida, Ixodidae.
AUGCCUGGGAAGCAAUUCUUCACCGACGACGAGAAAGAUAUAGUUACGGAGCUCGUGCAGAAAUACAAAUCAUCAAUAGAAAAUAAGAAAUCGGACUCAGUGUCGCUGACAAGAAAGCAAAAGGCAUGGGAGGCCUUGGCCGCCGAUUUCAACAGCGUCGAAAAUGUGCGGCCACGCACUGUUCCCCAGCUGCGGAAGUUGUGGGACAAUCUCAAGCAGCGCUGGAAGAAGGAGAAAGCUCGGCAAAUAAGGGAUGCCAUGGCUACAGGAGGUGGGCCGCCGUCAGAACCGAUGGACGAGAAGCUGUCCCAAAUCGAGGCUGCGGUUCCACACCUUUCCGAGCGAGUAAACAACCCCUACGACAGCGACCGUCAACUGCCAUCACCACCGGGUGAUCGCGUUGACGAUAUCAUCACCAGAAUGACGCAGAACAACGCGGAAGACAGCGACGACGAUCGCACCAUCGAACUUAGCGGCACGGAUUGGCAUACGGAUACCGUGAACCCGACAUCCCCGUUGCCUGCAGGCCUUACUGAGGGCUCGUCCGAGUCCACACAGGCUACAACAAACUCGCAGCAACGAACCUCUCAGCAAACUCGGGGUACCACGACAGAGACAGGACAUGAGACAGUAGCCAGCCGGCGGGCGCUUCUGCAGCAGACGUUAUCAACAGAGCUUGAUUCUCGGCUGCAAGUGCUGCAGGAAGAGAGGCUCCAGAGACUCGCUGAGCAUAACGUAAGAAUGAAGAUGAUGGAGGAGGAGCAUAACUGGAAAAGGCUGCAGUAUGCUGAUGAGGAGAAAAAGAGGAGGUCACAACACAGGAUGAAGCUGCGUGUCCUUAAAGCCAAGCUGAAGGUAUUUUCAAUGAGAGUGGAUGUGCUUGCCAAGCAGCUGGCUGGUCACGAAGUAGAGUAA